CUUUCAACGUAUAUGGUCCCUGAGUAGUACCAAUGUCUAAAGCACAGGUCAAACAUAACAUUUAUUAUUCACAAAUGUUACAAUACGGUACAUAUUUUUUAUUUGUCAAAAUAUGUUUCGUCAAAAGCUGAAAAAUAAAACUAUUAUGCUAUCUUGGUCACACUACUACAGCAAUGCCAGUUACCGAAUCACGCACUGCAAAAUACAUAUUUCUUUGAAAAAUAUUUAUGAACCCAAUAUUUUGAUAACUAUGUGACGUUCACGUUCACAUUUUUAUCUCGUAAAAUAAGCAAUAUAAUUGCCACAAUUACCACAGGUGGUGUCGCUAAAAGGUGUCAUUGGCGGCACUGUUUCAAUUCUGAGAAUCAUAUGAAUGCGGAAAUGGCGAAUGCUUCAAAUGCGAGAAUUCAUCAAGUAAGCAGCAUGUCAGAACUGGACGAAAAUUUGUUGAGUAUGGAAAACCUCGAUAGGGCGUCUCCAGAAUUGUGGCCCGAAAAAAUUCCAGGAAUGUCAAAUUUUGUAAAUCAAACAGCAGCAGCUAAUACUAGUGGCCAGCCUUGGAACAAAGAACUAGACAGUGAGGAUAUAAACUUGCUGCACCAAUUUGGCAGCCUUACUGCUGCCAGCCUCAUUGGAGAAGUGAAGAAACUACAUGAUAUAGCAUAUGAGCUAGGACUCCAGGAAGCGAAGGAGAUGACGCGUGGGAAGUACCUGAACAUCCUCAGUCGCAGUCAGCAUUAGUAUUUGUGCUUGCUAUCAUUAUCAUACAGUUUCAAGGAGUAAAGCAAAAUGUGUGGAUAAAAUUUGUGUCCCCAAAUUAGCCUCAUUAUAUAAUUUACCAUCUAGAGAAAAUGAGGGAAAGAUUUAAUUAUUCAUUUAUUUUAUACAGAUAUAAAUCUCAUCAAUUGUUGCACUUUUGAUGUCCUUUUCAAUGUGACAAGACUAAUAUUAAGAUCUGCAGUUGGUCAUAGCAACAGAAUGACAUUAAUUUUUUGUACAAUUGGGCCGUCAUAUGACAUUUUAUAUUUAAUCUUCCACUUUAGCUGCUAACUUGAAAGAUUCAAUUUAAAACGUCAUGUUACAUUUAGUAUGUUCUCAUACUACCAGGAAUGUUUUCAGUUACUAAUUGUUAUGUCUGUGUGCCACAAAUAUCUGGGCUGUGCAUACUUGCAGCACAUGUUAUUUUUUCAUGUCACAGAAGAAUUUGCUACAGUUAUGCUUAAGAAAACCAAUAAGCAAGGUUCCAUUCAUUUAUGGUAAUAUGUUCUUACAUAUUUUUCCUAAUUAUCUCCCUUCCCUUUUUUGUAAUUUAGAAAGGAGAUAACUAGUUUGAGCUUCAAAAAAUGGAAAAUCCAGCAUGGAAUAAUGACAAUAUUUUGGAAAGGAUAGAUUGCUACUCACCAUAUAGCAGAUGACUAGUCAGAUAGGCAGAACAGAAAGAUUAUUAUAUAUGCCUUCAUUGGCAUUAGGUAGCAUACACAUUUACACUCAUGCGAAAGUAACUGGGGGGGGGGGGGGGGGGGGCUGUAAAGGCCAGACUAGCCUCUGUAGCUAGACUGAUCAUGUGUGUGGGAGUUAGCGUACUUGUUUGACAUCUUUUUUGUUGUCUGGGUGACUCAGAUCUCUGCUAUAUGGUGAACAGCAAUCCAGUUUGAGCUGUUUUAUAGUUGUUUUUCUUUAAUGACCCUGUUACAGUUGUAAAUGCAGCCCACUGUGUUUACUAGUGGCCCCAUGUACAGAAUUGCUAUGGUAUGGAUUGUUUCCAGUAAUCACAUUUCAGUUAGUGCUGGAAUAGCAACAUCAACUGAGUAAAGUUUAGUAGUGAAUCUGCAGUUGUGUAGUAUGCCUAAUGAUGUUGCUAAUUAGGUGCCUUUAAAUGUAAACAUUUGUCAUUAAAGGUUACCAUUAUAAAAGAAUAGUAAAAGUUUUAUAUUGGAGCUAUCAUUUGAAAGUGUAAGUAACGUUAAUUCUUGCAUAGAUAUAAAAUAAACAAUGACCAGAUUUUUCA
Schistocerca gregaria is the source of this 2008-nucleotide messenger RNA. RefSeq names its product protein lin-52 homolog (gene lin-52). The transcript is spliced from 4 exons. The coding region runs from base 370 to 741 and encodes 123 amino acids. Gene Ontology annotation, biological process: regulation of DNA-templated transcription. Gene Ontology annotation, cellular component: DRM complex. The record is from RefSeq and is a predicted model, not a curated record. NCBI's taxonomy places the organism in Eukaryota, Metazoa, Arthropoda, Insecta, Orthoptera, Acrididae.